AAAAUAUUCUAAAAAGUCAACCAUGACAAAGUCAUAUUUUGACUAAACAAACUUACUUCUGCCCUUGCCUAUAUAUAUCAAACAUUGCCAUACCACCAAACGUUCAAUAAAUCCUUCAAUAUAUUCUUUUUAAAAAACCAUAUCCAGUUUCACACAUUGAAACCAUCCAAACAUACCUUUUUAUUCUAAACCCAAUUUUGUCUUUCCUCAACCACCAAAGAAUUCAUCAUGAAGAGAUCCAUUACAGACAGAGAGCUUGAAAACCUAACCAUGGCCAACUGUCUGAUGUUCCUCUCUCGUGGAGGAUCAGUUAUCACUACUAGUCAUAAUCAUCAUCAUCGCCAUCUUCAUCAUCAGUUCGAGUACUCUAAUUCAUCUUCAAACCUGUCAUUAUCGCCAUCUCCAUCCCCGUCACCAAACCGGGUUUUCGAGUGCAAGACCUGUAACCGGCAGUUUCCGUCGUUCCAAGCCCUCGGCGGCCACCGAGCGAGUCACAAGAAACCACGGAUAAUGACCGGAGAAGGUGGUAACAGCUCUGAUAAUUCCCAGUCAGGUUCCCCAACCAAGCCCAAGACCCAUGAGUGCACCAUAUGUGGGCUUGAGUUCGCCAUAGGGCAGGCCUUAGGAGGUCACAUGAGGCGCCAUAGAGCCAUCUUGACCGAGCCCCAUGCUUCGGCCGUGGUGGUGCCACCGCCUCUUGAUAUUGCUCCUUUGCAAGUACGGCCGGCGGUUGUGAAGAAGACCAAUAAUAGGGUUUUGUGUUUGGAUUUGAACCUCACGCCUUUGGAAAACGACAUCAAGAUUCUUCAGCUUGGGAAAUCAGUUCCUUUGGUUGAUUGUUUCUUUUAAACAAUCAUAUACUACAUAUAUAGUUUAUGCUCAUCACAUACAUAUAUAUAUACAUAUAUUUAUAUGCUAUUAUCUAUAGUUUAUGUAGUUAGUUAGUAAUCGUAUAGGGCCUGAGGCUGAGGAGAGAGUUUUUACUUCUCUCUUUCUUUUUCUUUUCAUUUAUUUUUUUUAAUAUAGGGCGCUGCGGAUUUAUUGUUUCGUUUAUGUGUUUUUUAAGUUUUGUUGUAUGGCCUUCGAGGCUGUACUCAUGUGUAUGCAUUUGAUCACAUUUGUACAUUUGUUCAUUAUUUACUUACAUAAUAUAAUACAAUAAGUUCAUUAUGAUCACUUGAAAAA
Molecule: messenger RNA, 1185 nt
Organism: Humulus lupulus (European hop)
Lineage: Eukaryota; Viridiplantae; Streptophyta; Magnoliopsida; Rosales; Cannabaceae
Product: zinc finger protein ZAT11
Exons: 1
Coding region: 229-849 (206 amino acids)
Biological process (GO): response to chitin
Source: RefSeq, a predicted model, not a curated record